This is a messenger RNA of Erpetoichthys calabaricus (reedfish), 4148 nucleotides long. Its product is annotated as location of vulva defective 1. The record is from RefSeq and is a predicted model, not a curated record. Lineage: Eukaryota; Metazoa; Chordata; Cladistia; Polypteriformes; Polypteridae. The transcript is spliced from 9 exons. The coding region runs from base 112 to 1281 and encodes 389 amino acids.
AUUACGUUCAAACUUGAUUGGAUCACCGACAAAACAGGAAACCGAGCGCCCUGAAGGAGGUGUCCUCGGACGAUAAACGGCACAGAGAGGGAAACGGGCGUUAGAUGGAGGAUGAAAAAGACGAUGCUGCGCAAGAUGACUUUGACAGCUCACUCCAGCUUCGUCCUGUGCGGUGUGCUUCUCCUAUCCAUAAGUGGACUUGCAGAAGAAACAAUUCAGCAAAUAGAAACGACAACCAAAGCAGUGACCACACCAAAACCAAAUACUGUUUCGACCUCAGGCAUCCAUACAACGGAGCAGACCACCACAAACGCGAUGCCCACCCAGAAGACCUCCUCAUCCAACAUUGCUUCAGUUUCUUCUACUUUAAAUCAGACCCCUUCUUCAUCUCGUAAACCUACGAAAUCCCCAACUUCAGAAACACACAACUCUACCGUAUCAAAACCUUCGACUGUAGCUACAACAAAGUCUAAAUUUCUACUGCCACCUUCUGCAUCUCCAUCUACUGCAAGAUCAACUUCCAAGAAUCCAGGCACAGAUUCAACGUCUCGCAGUCCCGCCACCACAAUCGGUAUUAUCAUUCUGCUGUUAAUUAUUUUGGGCAUUAUUGUCAUCAUCUGCAUAAUUAUGAUGCUGCAUAAAAAGAAUAAGAAAUAUUCCUUUGACUUACACCACAAGCAACCUGAAGAUGCAGGAAUUCCUUUAAGCAACAUGGAAGACGGAGCUUUUGAGCCGAUUUCGGAAUUUGCAAAGGUUGAAACCGAAACCGAGGAUAAGAAUAAAGAAGAGAAAUCUGCAGAUUCAGAUGUCAAAGAGCCUGCAGCAGAGAACAGCACCAGUCCGCCUGAAGAAACGGAUAAGCCGUGUAAAGAGGAGGCCGGAGCGGCAAGCGAUUCUGAAAGUUUUGGAUCCCAGAUCCCCCUUACUCCCCUGGAUUUGUGCCCUGAAGUUAAUUUAGGGGGUCCACCUGAAGGGGAAGUUAACCUCCAGUCCUGCAAAACCUCCGUCGAGUCCCUAGAUGACCAAGUGAAUGAAAAUAAUAAUAAUAAUAAUAAUUCUGACGAAGUGGAAAAUCAACCUGCAAGCCAGGCCUCCUACUGGCCAUCAUCAUGGAUCACAAUGAACCAAAGCCGCUUAUCGAGUGUGGAGCGGAGACCCUUACUGGAGGCCGGAGAUGGCGGAGGCACAUCGAUAGCAGACCCCUCGGAUGCUACUGGACAAAAGACAGAAGGCCUGAAGGAAGACGGAUUCACGGACAUCCAGCUCACGGAAUUUUCUUGAGGUCCUCCUCAGCAGCCCGAGGUCGGCAACCCACUGUCCGGGAGACCUGCCUGCUGACGUGUCCAGAACCUUCAUGCCGAUUCCAACCCAUCUUCCAUUUUCAUGCGUUUUGAGAAAAGAAUAACGAGAGACCCUCUUUCUAGUGCAUCUCCUCAUCCGGGAGGGCAGCAGAGACUCCUGGCUUUCUUUCCAGAAUGGACACGUAAUUUACCUGAGUGAUACUCUGAAGGAAAUGAUAAUCAACUUCACUUCGAUACUAAUAAUCGUUUGCCACCCUUCUACCUUAUCAAUAGGGGCUUUCCAGUGUACUUUACGCAAUAUGUUCCGCUGUAUCCCAUUGCUGUUUUCAUAUUAUAUCAUGAUUUAUGCCAGCAUUUCUCAACCUUUAAGUAUUUGCGACCCAAGUUUUCAUAACAGUUUUAAUUGCGCCCCGCUAACGUUUUUUUUGAAACCUUAAUAAAAUGUAUUCCUAUAUUUUUUUGCUGCCGAUACACCGCUACAAGUUUAAAAUUUCCCUACGAGUAGCGAAAUUAUGCCACAUAUGGCAACAUUCGCGCCCCCUUUUUUUGCGCCCCACAGUUUGAGAACCGCUGAUUUAUACUUUGUUUGGCACUCCAAUAGGCUCACUUUCAAAGCUGCAUGGACCAUUGGUCUUGUGGAGGUCCUCUGCGGACUCCAUCUGUUGGUUACUCCUUUUCUUUGCUGAGUCCCUCAAAUCAAGUUUCUUGAUCCUGCCAACUACGCCAUGUCUAAUGGCUACAAGUUCAAUUCACAAGUAAACAGUCGUGGUCAAAAGUUUGGAGAAUGACUCAAGUGUUGGUUUUCUACAAAGUCUGCUGCUUCAGCGUUUUGAGAUCUUUGUGUCAGAUGUUCCUCUGGUAGACUGAAGUAGAAUCACAAGCAGUUCAGAAGUUUCAAAGGCUUUUAUUGACAAUGACAUGACGUUUAUGCACAGAGUCCAUAUUUGCAGUGUUGGCCCUUCUUUCUUUUUCAAGACCUCUGCAGUUCACCCUGGCACGCUGACAAUCAACUUCUGGGCCCAAACCUGACUGAUGGCAACUGCCCAUUCUUGUAUAAUCAGAAUUGGUGGGUUUUUGUUUGUCCACCCACCUCUUGAGGAUUGACCACAAGUUCUCAAUGGGAAGUUUACUGGCCAUGGACCCCAAAUUUCGAUGUUUUGUUCCCCCGAGCCACUUAGUGAUCACUUUUCCCUUAUGGCCCGGUGCUCCAUCAUGCUGGAUUGUUCAUUGUUGGUCACCAAACUGUUCUUGGAUGGUUGGUGGAAGUUGCUCUCACAAGAUGUUUUGGUCUCAUUCUUUAUUCAUGGCUGUGUUCUUAGGCCAAAUUGCGAGUGAGCUCACUGCUGACAUGAAUGGUCUCAGGAAGCUUUACUGUUGGCAUGACCCAGGACUGAUGGUAGCGCCCCUCACCUUUUCUUUUUUCCGGAUGCCCCAAACAAUCAGAAAGAGGAUUCAUAAGAGACAAUGACUUUCCCCCAGCAGUCCUCAGCAGUCCAAUCCCAGAAUAUCAUUCUGUCCCAGAUGUUUUUCUUGGCUUCUUUGCUGCCCUUCUUAACGGCCACCAGGCCAUCUUCCACAAGUCUUCGCCUCACCCACACCUGCUUGCUGCCAUUCCUGAGCAAGCUCUGCACUGGUGGUGCCCCAACUGAUCCCGAGCCAUGAAAAAGGAAUGGGACCAAAACAUCCUGCAAGAGCAACUUCUCUCAACCAACCAAGGACAGUUUGGUGACCAACAUGUUAGAUCACCGGGCUAUAAGGGCAAAAGUGAGAACUAAGUGGAUCAGGGGAACAAAACAUCAAAAUUUGUGGGUCCAUGGUCAGGAAACUCCCCAGACCUUUAAUCUCAUUGAGAACCUGUGGCCAAGAGGUGGGUGGACAAACAAAAACGCACCAAUUCUGAUUCUACAAGAAUAGGCUGCCAUCUGUAACAAUCUGGCCCAGAAGUUGAUGGACAGCAUGCCAGGGUGAAUGGCAGAGGUCUUGAAUAAGAAAGAAGGGCCAACACUGCAAAUAUGCAUAAACUUCAUGUCCAUCCAUCCAUCCAUUUUCCAACCCGCUGAAUCCGAACACAGGGUCACGGGGGUCUGCUGGAGCCAAUCCCAGCCAACACAGGGCACAAGGCAGGAACCAAUCCCGGGCAGGGUGCCAACCCACCGCAGGACACACACAAACACACCCACCUAACCUGCAUGUCUUUGGACUGUGGGAGGAAACCCACACAAAACACGGGGAGAACAUGCAAACUCCACGUAGGGAGGACCCGGGAAGUGAACCACAGGGUCUCCUAACUGUGAGGCAGCAACGCUACCCACUGCGCCACCGUGCCGCCCUAAACUUCAUGUCAUUGUCAAUAAAAGCCUUUGAAACUUCUGAACUGCUUGUAAUUCUACUUCAGUACACCAGAGAAACAUCUGACACAAAGAUCUAAAAACACUGUAGCAGCAGACUUGGUGACCACCAACACUUGGGUCAUUCUCAGAACUUUGCCCACAACUGUACAAGUAUUUCUAGAUGUUCCUUACCUGGUUUGUUCUCUCUUUUCAAGGAAUGAUUCGACUCCAAAUUGAAAUGAGGUUGAGAUUGAAAAGAUAAAGGGAGGAAAAGAGAAGGAAACGUAGAGCUUACAUUGCUGUAGACCACAAAGAUGAAGGCUUAGCACCAGAAAACAUUUCCAAGGUUGCGUUCCCAGGAGCCUUCAAACUGUCGCUGUUAAAAGUGGAGUAGUCGGUGGGAUCUGUGAAGCACAACUGGAGGGCUAGGGAAUGAAAAAUAGGAACAACUGGAUGAAGGACAGAGUCCAUGCUGUUGAUGUGAUUCAUAGAACACCUAAAAUAAAGAAAGUUUGAU